Betta splendens (Siamese fighting fish) is the source of this 2577-nucleotide messenger RNA. Its product is annotated as protein FAM222A-like. The coding region runs from base 365 to 1723 and encodes 452 amino acids. The transcript is spliced from 3 exons. The record is from RefSeq and is a predicted model, not a curated record. Lineage: Eukaryota; Metazoa; Chordata; Actinopteri; Anabantiformes; Osphronemidae.
CAUUUCCAUUCCGACAUCACUCUCUCCGUGGCACACGAGCGCGGAGACGCACAGCUCGGUCGGCCGCGGGGAUGAAAUGCGGGGAGGCUGCGCGGGGAGCACAAUCAGUGAAAUAAUAGCCAGCACGGCCGUUUGAACAUGUCGAGGAAGUGCGGCUAAUGGAGCCAACUUCAUCCAUGGAUAUUUCUCCGGAGGGUUCCUGUGCGCAUCGCGGAAUUAGUGGUGAGAUUGCAAUUGCGGAGGAAAUUCGCCUUCCCAGCAGGAGAACAACCAAUCAGCCGUGGCGAACCAAAGAUAAACAAGCCUUAUGAUAAGAGAAAACUCUCAGGUUGACCCUGGCUGUGUGCAGCCCUAGUCCGCGACCAUGCUGGCCUGUAUCCAGAGACGACAGAACCUCUCGUCGCAGCGCCUGGCCUGCAAACCCAAAGGCCUGGAUGCUCCGCCUCCGCCGCCGCUGCAGGCGCGCCCCCACAAAGGAGAUCCGGCCUCCGUGAUUUCUCGGUACCCGUCUCCUGCCGAGUUGGACGCUUUUGCCCAGAAGACGGCCGGCGCCCCGCUGUCCAUCAAAAUCUUCCCGUCUGACGUCCGGGUGCCGCAACACAAGCAGCUCAACAAAACAGUCAACGGCUUCGACACCACGGGCCAGCGCUUCGGCUCCUACGCACACCCGUACUCAGGAGGAUAUCAGGGCUUGUUGGCUAUUGUCAAAGCCUCCGUGGCGACGAAAGGGGUGGUGAAAAACUCUGAGGGGAGGAGGACUAAGCAUGCAAACGCCCAGAGUUCUGCAGCGCCGUAUAAUAACGCUCUGAAUAAUGGCUACGCGGUCCGACACGGGCACAAGGCCUAUCACAUAAGCUCAUGCAAGCCCCCUCAUGUUCCCAUCGAGACGCUUUGCUCUAAUGCAGGGAUGGCCUCCGGAGAUCAAAGCCGGGCCCCCCAGUCGGAGCUGGCGGAGGUCCACAGCCUGAUCAGACAGAUGAGCAGGGUCCCCCACAGCCAGGCCCUGCAGCUGGGGGGCGAGGCCCGGGCCAGCCCCUCCCUGCAGGCCGUGGCCGCGGUGGCGCACUCGGACUCGGACUUCGUCCUGGGGGUUCCGCCCCAGAGCAGCCUGGCGGCGGCGGCGGCGGCGGCGGCUUCGCAGGGCGCCGACGCGGCGGCCGGGGGGUACGCGCUGUGGCAGCACAAGCACCACGUCCAGCAGUACCAGCAGGGGGCGGGGAGGCCGUACGGCGUCCGGGCGUCCCCGGAGACCUCGCUGCCGCCGGCGUACGGCGCCGGCGCCGCCUCGCUGGCCGUGCAGGACUUCUCCGCCGGGCACUACUUGGCGUCGCUGUGGGACAGCGUCGUGUCCACCCCCAGUAACGACUGUUAUACCUCUCAGGUGCUGGCAACGGGGACGCGUGCAGCCGGGCCGAGAGACAUGGGGCCGCCCCACCCCCACGUGCCCACGAGCCACCACCCGCUGCAGCUGCACCCCCUGCCCCCCCCCCACGCGCCGGCCUUCGGCGCGGACCUCGCCCCCUGCUGCGGGCUGCCCGGCUCCAGCCUGUGCCACGCCGCCGUGCUCAGCAGCAGCCUGCAGUCCCUGGAGUGCCUCAUCAGCGAGAUCCAGCCCCCCUGCAUCAAGGAGCGCAUGCUGGGCCGCGGGUACGAAGCCAUGGGCAUGCCCCCGCUGCUGGAGCACCACCAGCACACCCACGUCCAGCUCCCGGUCUACAGAUAAGACGCGGCGGCGAACCUUUCAUACACAGUGGAACCGUGCCAGUUUAUACAUAGUGACGAAUGAGACGUGCCCUUCUAGUUCGUGCAUGUGUUUGUAGAAGGCUUUGUGGUAUGAGCCUAAAGGUAACUGAUAAUCACAACUUAAGAUACAGGUUUAUCUUAUCACCGUCUUCAUGUUUUAUUUUUAUAUCUAAAAUGGACGCCCCACAUUUAAAGCAGACCCGGAGCACUGAUCAGAAUCAGAACAAACCGUCACAUUUGGGAGAAUCCUCCACUGAGGACACAGGUCACAGAGAGGUGAACGCAUUAAAACGUAGAUAUGCAGCAGUCCAUCCCCUGCGACGCCGAUCCUUCUCCAUCGUUGCAUCGUUAACGCCCAACUGUGAAUAUAUAUAUUUUUGUUACGCGGCCGUAGACAAAGGGGUGCGACGGAACACCUCGUUGGAUCCGACGCAGUCGCGGCGCCGCCGCCCGAAUCAACACUGUGGCAAUCAGGCCGAGCGGGAGCUCCGCCUCCCGCCGUAUCGUCCUGUCGGAUGAUGGGGACCUGCGGGCUGAAUCAUUUCCAUCAUCUCCUUCGUAGGGCUAUAUUAUCUCCGGUGGUGUGAGACGUAUGACUGGUAGUUCUUCGUGUGUCUGCACUGGUUCUGUAACACUAUUAUUUAUGUUGGCCUGUUGAGUUAUUUAGCAAACUGUCUCUAUAAUAUAAAGUGCAAUUAUAUAUGAACAUGUGAGUGCUCUCCAUGAAGUAUGUUAAAAUAACUACAUUUUGCAAUGUAUGACCCUGACCCCUCACCCUUUUCUGCCUCUUCUUAAUAAGGAUUGUCAAGUAAAUUAAAUUUUAUAAACCCAGCA